GUGCAGUACAGUAGUUCGGUUUAAACGAACCAAUGAGAGCAGCCUGACAUGAGAGUGACAGUGACUCCACGACACCGGAGAGGCGGCUCAGAGACGAGCAGCCAAUACGGGCUCUGGGUGAACACAAACGGAGGGAAAAGACAAAAUAACGUCGCGUCUCCUUGUAGGAGCGAACGUUUACCUGUCAUCUGUGUGUGAGGAAAAAAGCAAAGUAAGGAGAAGACACCAUGAAUUUGUCUCAGUGCUGGGAAGAUUCACCUUUGAGACUCGGAUUGAAACAACCAGGAGGCAAGGAAGUGAGUUUAAAAGAAGUGUACAAUGAGCGCCACCGACUGGCCUUGGAGGAGCUGCUCUCCGGAGGAGUCCAACGCUUUCUGGACUUCUUGAGUAAAGAAGGGCUGCCGAACUUUUUGUCAGACGAUGAGAUCCAACGGAUCAGCAGCGCAGCAGUGUCGCCCCGCUUCGCACACAGCCACGUCGGCGAGGAGCAGUCGUUAAGCAGCGCCGUGGACUGUUCCUCUGUCACCUACUUCCCAGAUGUCUCUGACUUGGAGCCGCCGAUGCUGGAACUAGGCUGGCCAGCCUUCACAGCUGGCUCGUACCGGGGAGUGACCCGGGCCGUGGCGUACUUCCAGCCCAGUUAUGGAGAGAGCAUAUACAGCUGCAAGGAAGCCGUGAGACGAAUGAUUAAAAGUGCCAGAGAGGUUAUUGCUAUAGUUACAGACUCUCUGACAGACCUAGAAAUCUUCAAAGAUCUUCAGGAGGCCAGCGCCCAACGCAAAGUACCCGUCUACAUCCUGUUGGACCUAAUAUGUGCUCCUGCCUUUCUCAAGAUGUGCAGGAAUCUUGGUGUUCGCCUGGAUGACCUCCAGCACAUGAGAGUACGAACUGUAACUGGCUCAACUUACUACACGCGAUCUGGAGCGAAGAUUACAGGGAAUGUUCAUGAAAGGUUCAUGCUGAUUGAUGGGAAUAAAGUAGCUACAGGUUCCUACAGGUUUGACUGGACUGAUGGCAAGCUGAACAGCAGCAAUCUUGUGGAACUUUCAGGCCAGAUUACAGAGAAAUUUGAUGAGGAGUUUCGCAUCCUCUACGCUCAGUCUCUGCCCAUAAAUACCCACGUGUCUCCCGUUGUUGGAAACAUCACUGAGCAAAUGAUCAAAGCGUCAGUCCCCUCAUCCCCUGCUCUGACCAGAGUCAGAGCUGUGGAGCCAGUGUGUCUGACCAGCACACCUAACCACAAACUCCAACGUGUAGCAGAACAGCACAUGUGUGAAUCUCCAGCUGCAGCUCGUGGUGAAAUCUGCCUAGCACCAAGCGUUUCUGCCACAGGUGAGAAGUGGAAUGAGCUGCAGCACAUGCAGGGAGAGGAGAUCCUGGCCGGCUGCACAACCCAGCUUUUUCCUGCAGACCAGAUGGUGGAAAAAGAAGCAGCGACGACCGGUGCUACGGCCUGUAAUGCCUUCACUCAGACCAGCAGGUUAGUUGCUGACGGUGUCACUCAAACUGAUCAGACAGCCGCAGAUCAUCCUGACGUCAUCACACAGUCAAACACUAGAGCAGACAAAAAUACAUUGUCCUCAUUCACACCAUCCAGACACAAAAUACCCAUAUUGCCACCUCCAGACAACACCCUGAAGGACUGCUUCCAAAAGCUGGCCAGAGAGCGUCAAUACUACUACUGUUCAAUCCGAUCCAAGCUGGAACACAUGGUGACCACACUGUCCCAGAGGCAGGAACUGGGUGACAUCAGCAACAUGGCUCUGGGGCUUGGCACCCACAGCAGGCAGAGGGUACACAAAGACUGGAAGGAGGAGCCAAAUCCCAGAAUGCUUGUUGAGGGCGUGGGCACAUGGCCAAGGUCCAGAUGUAUGCACUAGUCGGUUUGAGGGGAUGUUGGAGAUGGGAGGUGGAGGGCAAAGUGCUUCAGCUGGGUUUCUUCUGGAUCCUAUGUUUCACAUUAACACGUGUGGCUAAUGCAGUAGAGUUUUAGUUUGUCUUCUUUAGCUGCAGUGCCCAUUUCUAUGAUGCUGCGUCCUGUACAUUUUGAACUGAUUUCUGGUGAAAUAGCUAAUCUUGAUUGCAACACUGCAUAAAGUCUUCAAACACUGAGUAGUCAUGGCUCUUUUGACUUUAUAUGUUCGAUAAUUUCAUUUGUGGAGGAGGUUGGAAGUGACUAAUGUAAACUGUAGUGAUUGACACCGGCCCAGAUGCUGGUUUAGAGAUUAACAUCACAUUUGCCUGCUGUAACUACGUGUUCAUCCUUCUUUGAGCAGCUCCAUGGCUGUAACGCCACCUUGUGAAAAAAUAAAGUAUUUGGUAAGCGAUGGCA
Messenger RNA from Cynoglossus semilaevis (tongue sole), 2332 nucleotides. It is a transcript of the gene sack1d, whose product is annotated as family with sequence similarity 83 member D. The transcript has 4 exons. Bases 228 to 1880 code for a protein of 550 amino acids. NCBI's taxonomy places the organism in Eukaryota, Metazoa, Chordata, Actinopteri, Pleuronectiformes, Cynoglossidae. Gene Ontology annotation, cellular component: cytosol; mitotic spindle pole. Gene Ontology annotation, biological process: regulation of TOR signaling; protein localization to mitotic spindle; regulation of ERK1 and ERK2 cascade. Gene Ontology annotation, molecular function: protein kinase binding. The record is from RefSeq and is a predicted model, not a curated record.